Molossus molossus (Pallas's mastiff bat) is the source of this 636-nucleotide messenger RNA. It is a transcript of the gene CNPY1, whose product is annotated as canopy FGF signaling regulator 1. NCBI's taxonomy places the organism in Eukaryota, Metazoa, Chordata, Mammalia, Chiroptera, Molossidae. Gene Ontology annotation, cellular component: endoplasmic reticulum. The record is from RefSeq and is a predicted model, not a curated record.
AUGCAAACUUCCUACUUUGAUCAGCGGAGGGUGGAGAGGGCCGCGCGGCGUCCGGGCCCUUGGCGGGUCCCCGCCCCCUUCCGGAAGGAGCCCUGGACCAGCCUCCUGCACCUUGACCUGUCUAGACGGCCCCAAGUUUUUUGUCUCCGUUACCAAGGGCGAGGGGUGCUCUUUGACCCCCGCGCGGGGCGGAGGUGGUGGCCAGAGGGUCCUCGCUCCUCGCUGGAUUCCGGAGGGACAGGGGCGCAUGGCGACUGGCACCAGCUGUCCCUCUGUAUUCCCUUGGCCCAGUCGGAGGCCUUCCUCGCGGACCCCCUGGACCCGUGCGCGCGGAUGAAUGACCACACGCUUGAAGAGGACCCUGUGACCUAGGAGAAGACCCUGUGCCAGCGAUUUGCUGCAAGGAAAGGACACAAAAUAUACAAAGAAUUUUGAAAAGUCUUUUUUCACUCUGAGGCUUACAGACCUUUGAAGUUCGCGUGCAAACGCGUAGUGGAGGAGGAUGAGGACGAGGUGUGCUCCCUGACGGCCCAGGAGGCACCGUACCUCCCUGCCCAGCAGUGCGGUGAGCAGUCAGACCUGUGUGAACUGUCAACGAACUGCACCAAACUGCAGGGAUGGGGUGCCACGGGUUAG